This is a messenger RNA of Physcomitrium patens, 998 nucleotides long. Its product is annotated as ATP synthase subunit d, mitochondrial. The record is from RefSeq and is a predicted model, not a curated record. Gene Ontology annotation, biological process: proton motive force-driven ATP synthesis. NCBI's taxonomy places the organism in Eukaryota, Viridiplantae, Streptophyta, Bryopsida, Funariales, Funariaceae. Gene Ontology annotation, molecular function: proton transmembrane transporter activity.
UGCAUUCAUUCGUCCAAAAACAGCCUCGUCUUCGUCUUCUUCAGCGUGGGGAUUGUUUUUCGAAGGGGGAGAAGAGAGACGAAGAGCAGCUAUCUGCUCCGUCUAUUUAUUUUUUCAACGUCUAUUCCGUUAAUUCGUGAGGACGCUAUCACUCAGGCUAUUUUUGUUGCCGAAAUCGCAGUUCUCGCAGUUCUUGCAUCGAGGAUAUAUUGUUCUUAGUUGAAGGCCUCGAGGAGGAUUUGCGCGAUGAGCAAGGGCGUGUCCAAGGUGGGAAGGGCCAUCGACUGGGACUACCUGAACAAGGUGGUGGUGUCGGCGGACGGGAAGCGCCACCUCCAGGCGCUGCGUCGUGCUUACGACGACGUUGCUAUCACCAUUGUCGAUAAGUUCAGCAUGAAACCUCCAUGCAUCAAUUGGGACCUCUACAAGGAAAAGCUGGGCCCACGCAUCGUGGACGUUUUUGAGAAGUCGAUCAACUCUCUUGAUAAGGAGGUGCCCAAUUAUGAGUGCGACUACACCAGUGACUAUCAAGUAACGCACCGAAAAUUGCUAAUAAAGGCUUGCGAAAUGGAAGCCCAAUCGAAGAAGAAGAUCAUUACUAUUGACGAGGAACUUGCCAGGAUUCGAGACGAGAAGGAGGGACUGGCCACAGUUACAGUGGAUGAGUACCUGCUCAAUUAUCCAGCACUGCAGAAGAAAAUAGACGACGAGAUCAGGAACCACAGUUGGGGCUGAUUUCUCAUGGAACUGCAGGAGUGACAAAUUUAACGCAGAUAGAGAAUAACAAAUGUGAAUGUGCUGGUGGCUGUCUGGAAGAGUGUGAUACGCAUGCUUGGCAGUGGGAGUUAAAGAAGACAGUGAUUCACUUAGACCAUGGAUUCUUAGGACCUAAGCUUCAGCUUUAUUUUCAAUACAAUUGUUCAAAAAUUUAUUAAAUAGACUUGUACACUUCUACAAUAUAAAAUAGAGCAACAAACAAAGAUUAAAUUUGCAAUUCA